This is a messenger RNA of Lentinula edodes (shiitake mushroom), 2368 nucleotides long. RefSeq lists its product as uncharacterized. The record is from RefSeq and is a predicted model, not a curated record. The transcript is spliced from 2 exons. NCBI's taxonomy places the organism in Eukaryota, Fungi, Basidiomycota, Agaricomycetes, Agaricales, Omphalotaceae. The coding region runs from base 69 to 1988 and encodes 639 amino acids.
GACACGUGGCCCUACCUUUUCUCUACAUUGGUGUACUGUACUAGCUGCCGAUUUUCUCUCCGCUCCCUAUGACUUCGUCCCAUGCGAGACAAGACCCUUUCGAGCGCACUCGUGCGGGAACUCUAGAAAACCUGUUCGAGAGGGACCUCGAGUAUCAAUGGCAACUGGAUCUGUACAAGAAACUUUGGGGAAAGGAUCUGGGUAAGUCAAAACCUGGAAACAAGCGGAGUGUACGUAUAGUUGUUCGUCGGUGGCCCCGAGCUCCCAACGGCACCAUUAUCAGCCAACUGCCCGAAGGUUUCACGACUCCAUCGAGCACGCACCUUUGGGGAGAACGCUUCUUAGACUUUUUCUGUCUCUCAAGAGGAACAGACUGGUCGGCAGUGCACAAUCAAUUGAUCUCUACCAGUAGCAGACUUUCUGCUUGGAUGAAAGCUAAUGGAGAAACAGAGUAUGCGAAGGAUGAACUGAUGUGGGCGGAGACGGAGGAACCUCCACGGCUCAGAGUUGCAGCGGAUAUCAUGGAGAUCCUCAACGCCAGGGAUUUAUUGAUAAUGAUGGGCUCCUGUGGUGUUUCUUUGCGCGAUGACGAGAGUGAUAUUCCAACAGACGACGAUGUAAAUAUGGAGCCUGAGCUCGAAUCCUCCACUGCUCCGUUCGAUUACCAAAACUAUCCAGAUCCUUGGCCUCUGGUACCCUUCUCAUCGAACCCUACCACUCUCCAAUCGCCAAUCCCCUUUCACUUACUUCCCGAAACUCUGAUCGUACACGAUCCGUUUCGUCUUCUUCAUGCCACUACAUUUAGAGCUAAAGAUGUCGAUUGGUCCUCGGUCGAUGACAUUACUCACAAGUACAGUCUUAACCUCACUGCUGACUCGAUCAAAGAAACUAUAGCACUGGAACGAGCGAAGAUUCAAGAAAAUAUGAAGAACGCCACACCCAUUGUUGUUGCCACAGUAUUCAAUCGUGGUGAUAAUCCCCAUUCCGCAGACUCCCCUGCGCACUCUGUACCUGGUAAUGCCUUCAAAGUCACGGUACCACCACCUCCGCCUCCACCACUUUCUGUACCUGAAGCACAUCUAUUUCUCUCUCCUGCACACUCAGUCGGUGUGGGAAAUCACUCCUGCGUGUAUCGUGUAGAAUGGGAUUUGCCUCGUUCGGUGUUCUCGAAGCCUAAAAUUUGCAUAACAUGCGUGGAGGAAGCUGCCAGAAAAAUCAUAAACGAGACAGGUACUGGGACUGGGGAUGGCUCUACUACUCACUCUAAUGGGACUCUGAAACUGCAGGAAAAACGUACUCCCUCGCUCGCCUUUGCCUUUUCGAAAUUUGACUUUGACUACGCUGAACUUGACAAGUCCCGAGCGCAGUUGGAUGAAAACCUGUUGCAUAAACUUGAGGACGACAACGAGAUAACAUAUAUCGAUUAUACUGGAUCUGUGUCUACUAUCCACAUUGACACCGUUCCGUGGUACGACCCCGCCUCGACAAUGCCUCCACCCUGUUCUCAUCUCGCGCAAAGCUCUGUCUCCGGAUCGCUUCCAGGUUCUCCUCCUCCUACAGCUCAAGUCUCUGUUGUGGCAAAGUUAUCUUUACCUGGAGAUGCUCAUCUCGAACGGGAAGCGGUGAAUUAUCAACGAUUUGGAACACAGUUUUCACAGCAUUGGACAGGGUAUACGCUGGCACGCCCGAUCCGUAAUCCUACGCCAAUGGGUGCGAUUACACCAAUAUUCUAUGGUUUCUACUCAAAGGAAGGCGCUUCCGAUAAAUACUUUAGUUCGAUUCUUUUACUGGAAGAUUGCGGCAAACCCAUCGAACCUUUGAAACUCGAUAUCGACGAUAGGUAUGUCAAUCUUGAAGAUGUACACCCGAGCAGGGAUGACGAAUUUCUCUCACAGACAAGAAUGUGCCGCCCUUGUUCUUCGUUUGCAUUACCAUGGAUGGACGCAGGGCUCCUUUUGGCCUCGCAACAUUCUCAUGCAACACGGUGACCAUGCAGAUUUUCCAUUGAUGAAGUCUGCGAAAGACAGACGAUUUAGACUGAUAGAUUUCGGUCGUGCGAAGUGCCUGAAGGAUGCACAGGAAACGGACCGAGUACAGGGCGGGGACUCUCGCGCUGAUGAUUGGGAUCGACAGCGUUUCGACGAGCAGAGUAUAAUAGGACACGCGCUUGAUUUCAAGGAUUAUUUUCUUUAAUGGAGAAACUCGACAGAAAAGUAAAAUUUUAUAAUGUCCAAUUCCUCCCGAAUUCCUUACUCUGCAUACAUAAAUAAUACAUAAUAUAUAAUGCCAAUCAAAGUGUUAGAUCCUGUGCUCUUGGAAUGUUGUGCACUCCCAAGCUGUAGGGCGACCAGUAACUGCCGAAAUAUGU